AUGUGGUGGCUCAUCAACGCCUGCUCGAGUGCCAUUUUCCUGUUCAGCAUCGUCCUCUCGAUACCAAUCGCUUUCGAUGUCGGGGGCCGUGAUGCUGGCCUGGCUUAUUCGCUAUCACUUUUCCUUUUCUACAUUUUCUACAGUACCAGCAAGCUUAUAACGCCAGAGAAGUCUCGGAUACGCUGGUUCUUCAAGAGUCUGGUUGGGUUAUCACAAUGGAUUGUUAUACCCGCAUUGUUGAUUUGGGCUCUCAACCGUUUCUCGGUCGAUGCCGAUAGUGCCAACUGGGUGUCACGUACGUUUGCCCACGUUACAGGGCAGCACAAGAGCUGGAGAGAGUGGUUUUGGGGGUCUGAAGGCUUUGUGGAAAACGUUGCGUUAGGCUCUUGGGACAAUACCUUGAGUUAUUCGAGCCCUGUUUUCCAACUUCUCGAGGGCUUCUGCAGCUUGUUGGUGAUCCAGGCUGCUGGUCAGAUUGCGAGAUGGCUGGUCAACCGGGGAAGAAGUGACACCUGGAUCACGCUCCUGAUAAUAUCAGGUGCCAUCAGCUCCAUGGCCAUUUACUUCUUAUGGCGUGUCAUGUGCUUCCCACAAAUCGGCAACUUCGAUGCCACGCUCAUCGGCGUUGCCAUGACCUCAGCCUUCUUCCUCUGCGGUUUUGGCAUUGCCAGCGGCCGAGGGAAUCCGAUCGAGUCUUCCCUUCUUUUUGCGUACACGGUUCUCUGUGUCUAUCAGAUUUUCACCGAUUAUCAGCCCUCGCCCGAGGCUGCCGCCGCGGCGGAAGCUGCCGCUGCUGCGCAGCCGGAUUUUCCGCCUCUGCCGCCCAUCCUCAUGGCCUCCUACACCACUCUGAUCCACAUGCUCAGCAGCCUUCCGUCGGCUUUUGGUUUAUCAUUCCAGUUUCUCUACGCGGCAUUCCAAACCAUCACCCCUAGCGUCAUCAUCUCGCUGACAUAUCGCACCAUCGUUUUCUAUUGCGCUACGAGAAUUAUUCCGGCUGUUAGAGAGUUGGGUGCUCAGGCUAUUAUGGAAGAGCCCACGCUCGACGAAAGCGAUGGCGCCAACCGUGUUCUUGGUUUCCUCAGCUGGUUUUCGCCUUCUAUUCUGAUUGCGGUAUACACCAGUUUGCUCCUGCAGCACUUUACUAUUGCCGAUGGCGACGAGCUCGGCUGGACUCUCCGGGCCGGCGAUGCUGGUGGCAGUACUUGGCGGUGGAUCAACUUGACGGCCACCAUGGGACUUUAUGCCAUCGAGUUGUACCUCGGUGGUGAUGGUGACGGUGGCGCGCACUGGAAGACGGACUGA
Molecule: messenger RNA, 1305 nt
Organism: Podospora anserina S mat+
Lineage: Eukaryota; Fungi; Ascomycota; Sordariomycetes; Sordariales; Podosporaceae
Exons: 2
Coding region: 1-1305 (434 amino acids)
Biological process (GO): septin ring assembly; endoplasmic reticulum inheritance
Cellular component (GO): cortical endoplasmic reticulum; perinuclear endoplasmic reticulum; endoplasmic reticulum membrane
Source: RefSeq, a predicted model, not a curated record